Monoraphidium neglectum is the source of this 318-nucleotide messenger RNA. Its product is annotated as alanine transaminase. Gene Ontology annotation, biological process: photorespiration. NCBI's taxonomy places the organism in Eukaryota, Viridiplantae, Chlorophyta, Chlorophyceae, Sphaeropleales, Selenastraceae. The coding region runs from base 1 to 318 and encodes 105 amino acids. The record is from RefSeq and is a predicted model, not a curated record. The transcript is spliced from 3 exons. Gene Ontology annotation, molecular function: L-alanine:glyoxylate transaminase activity; L-alanine:2-oxoglutarate transaminase activity; glycine:2-oxoglutarate transaminase activity.
AUGGUCACCGACGGCUUCAACUCACUCGAGGGCGUCACCUGCACCGUCACCCAGGGCGCGAUGUACAGCUUCCCGCAGAUCCUGCUGCCCCCGAAGGCGAUCGCCGCGGCCAAGGCGGCAGGCAAGGCGCCGGACGUGUUCUACUGCCUCGAGCUUCUCGAGGCCACAGGCAUCUCGACAGUGCCCGGCAGUGGGUUUGGGCAGUCGGAGGGGACGUUCCACUUGCGCACCACCAUCCUGCCGCGCGAGGAGCGGAUGGCCGAAUUCGUGCAGAAGUUCAGGGACUUCCAUGAGUCAUUUAUGGAGCAGUACGCAUGA